GCAUUACUCCUCCGUCCCCCCGGUCAUCCAGAUCAAUCGCUGUUUCUGAAUAAUCUUGCUGCCAGCCUUGGAGACAGAUUCCAGCAGCGGGACAUCAUGUCUGAUCUUGAUAAGGCCAUCAGGCACCACCGGGCUGCAUUACUCCGCCGUCCCCCCGGUCAUUUACUUCGAUCCAACUCUCUGAACAGUCUUGCAAAAAGCCUUCGACACAGAUUCCAGCAGCGGGGCAUGAUGACUGACCUUGAUGAGGCCAUCGAGCUCCAUCGCGCUGCAUUACUCCUCCGUCCCUCCGGUCAUUCAGAUCGAUCCAUGUCUCUGAACAAUCUUGCUGCCAGCCUUCGACACAGAUUCCAGCAGCGGGGCAUGAUGUCUGACCUUGAUGAGGCCAUCGAGCACCAUCGCGCUGCAUUACUCCUCCGUCCCUCCGGUCAUUCAGAUCGAUCCAUGUCUCUGAACAAUCUUGCAAUCAGCCUUCGACACAGAUUCCAGCAGCGGGGCAUGAUGUCUGACCUUGAUGAGGCCAUCGAGCUCCUUCGCGCUGCAUUACUCCUCUGUCCCCCCGGUCAUUUACUUCGAUCCGACUCGCUGAACAAUCUUGCUGCCAGCCUUCGACACAGAUUCCAGCAGCGGGGCAUGAUGUCUGACCUUGAUGAGGCCAUCGAGCUCCAUCGCGCUGCAUUACUCCUCCGUCCCUCCGGUCAUUCAGAUCGAUCCAUGUCUCUGAACAAUCUUGCUGCCAGCCUUGGAGACAGAUUCCAGCAGCGGGGCAUGAUGUCUGACCUUGAUGAGGCCAUCGAGCUCCAUCGCGCUGCAUUACUCCUCCGUCCCUCCGGUCAUUCAGAUCGAUCCAUGUCUCUGAACAAUCUUGCUGCCAGCCUUGGAGACAGAUUCCAGCAGCGGGGCAUGAUGUCUGACCUUGAUGAGGCCAUCGAGCACCAUCGCGCUGCAUUACUCCUCCGUCCCUCCGGUCAUUCAGAUCGAUCCAUGUCUCUGAACAAUCUUGCUGCCAGCCUUGGAGACAGAUUCCAGCAGCGGGGCAUGAUGUCUGACCUUGAUGAGGCCAUCGAGCUCCAUCGCGCUGCAUUACUCCUCCGUCCCUCCGGUCAUUCAGAUCGAUCCAUGUCUCUGAACAAUCUUGCUGCCAGCCUUGGAGACAGAUUCCAGCAGCGGGGCAUGAUGUCUGACCUUGAUGAGGCCAUCGAGCACCAUCGCGCUGCAUUACUCCUCCGUCCCUCCGGUCAUUCAGAUCGAUCCAUGUCUCUGAACAAUCUUGCUGCCAGCCUUGGAGACAGAUUCCAGCAGCGGGGCAUGAUGUCUGACCUUGAUGAGGCCAUCGAGCUCCAUCGCGCUGCAUUACUCCUCCGUCCCUCCGGUCAUUCAGAUCGAUCCAUGUCUCUGAACAAUCUUGCUGCCAGCCUUGGAGACAGAUUCCAGCAGCGGGGCAUGAUGUCUGACCUUGAUGAGGCCAUCGAGCACCAUCGCGCUGCAUUACUCCUCCGUCCCUCCGGUCAUUCAGAUCGAUCCAUGUCUCUGAACAAUCUUGCUGCCAGCCUUGGAGACAGAUUCCAGCAGCGGGGCAUGAUGUCUGACCUUGAUGAGGCCAUCGAGCUCCAUCGCGCUGCAUUACUCCUCCGUCCCUCCGGUCAUUCAGAUCGAUCCAUGUCUCUGAACAAUCUUGCAAUCAGCCUUGGAGACAGAUUCCAGCAGCGGGGCAUGAUGUCUGACCUUGAAGAAGCAUUCAGCGUGUAUUCUCAACUCUCCUCCCUAUCGCAUGCAGUCUCUCGCACACAUCUUAAUGCUGCCAAGUCAUGGGCUGCCUCCGCCGACAUCUUCAAUCACCCAUCUGCAUUGCUUGCUUAUAAUGUUGCACUGAAAUCCUUAGAUCAGCAAGUUGCUCUCCUGUCGUCUUCUUCGCAUCACUUCGACGUUAUCAGAAGGGCUGUCUCUUCUCUCGCUACGGAUGCUUUUUCAUGCAGUGUUCGUCGUGGUGCGUUGACGACUGUGGUGGAGUUGGUGGAGCAAGGUCGUGCAGUGUUCUGGACCCAGUUGGCACGCUUCAGCACAUCACUCGAUGAGCUUUCUGUUUCAGGUGACGCCGGCAUGGUCUUGGCAGAAGAGUUCAAACGGUUGAGUUUUCUCCUUCGUAACGCGUUCGAUCAGUCUGAAGACCAGUCUCCGCAAAUCCGACAACUGACAAUACAAUGGGAUGAAGUUGUCUCGCGCGUUCGCCUGCUCCCCGACUUUUCGCGUUUUUUCCUACCUCCACUGUUUUCUGACCUCCAGAAGGCGGCCGAAGAUGGCCCAGUGAUAAUCGUCAAUGCUGGUCAGCGCAGCUGCGACGCCUUGAUCAUCCAUAGCGCGGGAGAUCCUGUCCAUGUUCCGCUUGACAUUAAAGAAGCAGAAUUGUCUGAAUUCUCCUCAGAGUUCCAAUCACUCGCAGAGCAGUUUGGUUCUUCUGAUUAUCAACUUACGCUUGUCGGUAUCCUUCGCAAGCUUUGGAAUGCUGUCGUUGACCCCGUAGUCCAAGCUCUCAAGAAGUCUGAAGUUCGCCCUGGGUCACGUAUCUGGUGGUGUCCCACUGCUGAGUUCACGCUGCUUCCCCUCCAUGCAGUGGGAUCAUACGAGAAGGGGAGAGACAAUUUGUCUGACAUUUACAUCUCCUCUUACACCCCCACUUUGGCGACUCUCGUUCGUGCAAGACAGCAGGUUUCUCCAGAUGCGUCCUCGCAACAUUUCGUUGCCAUCGGUCAAGGCAACCCGGUUGAAGGGAAGGAGCUCAAAUGUGUCGCUCCUGAGCUAGCCGUCGUCGCUCGCCACGUUACUCCCGUCAUCUCCUUCACAUCCCUCAAGGAUGGCAAUGCAACAGUCGAGGGUGCACUCGAUGCACUCGACCGUAAUCAAUGGCUCCAUCUUGCCUGCCAUGGAAUGCCGAAUCGGACGCAGCCGUUCGAUUCUUCCUUCGCUAUGCGCGACGGGCCUUUAAUGAUCAAGCAUAUCAUCCGAUCCAACUCGCAGAACCCGCAAUUCGCAUUCUUAUCGGCCUGCCACACUACCGUUGGCGAUAAAAAGAGCCCGGAUGAGUCGAUCCAUCUUGCUGCAGCCAUGCAAUUCUGUGGAUUUCGCAGUGUGAUCGGUUCCAUGUGGUCUGUUGACGACGAGGUUGCACGUCAGGUCGUGUCUGCUUUUUACCGCAAGUUAAUUGGUGAUUCAAAAAGAUUGGACUGCACAGGGGCUGCGGUAGCGCUGCACAAGGCUGUGAGAUCGUUGCGCAAGAAGAUUCCGUUAGAACAGCAGAUUGUAUUUGUCCACACUCGAUUCGCUAUAUUAUUCCAUUUGCUGUAUUUCUAGUUGUUUUCAUUCCUUCGCUCUCCUGUUGUUUACUUAUUUCUGCAUCAUACUUUCUUAUUCUGUACUGUACUAGUGCCACACUCUGCAUUCCAUUGAAUAAAUCCGAUCUACUCCUGCA
Molecule: messenger RNA, 3466 nt
Organism: Suillus fuscotomentosus
Lineage: Eukaryota; Fungi; Basidiomycota; Agaricomycetes; Boletales; Suillaceae
Product: TPR-like protein
Exons: 1
Molecular function (GO): protein binding
Source: RefSeq, a predicted model, not a curated record